AUGCGCCGUGUUCCAGUACAAAAGAGGCCAAAUGCCACCCGCCUGGUCCAAAGCCAAGGCCUCGUCUUCGCCGACCUCGUGGCCCCCGGCGCCUCAGAGCCGUACUGGCCAGACGACCGCUACUAUUCCUUCACCGAAAAGGAGAUGAACCUCCUCGAGGAAGCUGCCAGAGACGUGUUCGCAAUGUGCUGCGAAGCAGCAGACUACCUCGUAGAGCACCCAGACAUCAUCACCAAGAAAAUGGCCGUCCCCGCCUUCGCCCUAAAACAGAUAAAGGCCACGUGGGACCGCGAACCGGCAUGGGGCAGCAUCUACGGCCGCUUCGACAUCUGCUUCGGCGGUCUCGAGCACCCGGACCCGCGGCUGCGCGUGCCCAAAUUCUACGAGUUCAACGCCGACACGCCGACGUCGCUGCUCGAAGCGGCGUCGAUUCAGUGGCUGUGGAUGGAGCAGACGGGCCACGGUAAUGACCAGUUCAACAGCAUUACGGAGAAGCUCAUUGAAGGGUGGAAGCGCAACAUGACGCUCGUCGAGAAGGAGCUGGGACAUAAGCCAACCGUCCACUUCGCCGUCGGCGAGGGCGAGGCUACGGGGGAGGAUGCGAUGAACACCAUGCUCCUGAUGGAGACGUGCCAGCAGGCCGGGUGGACGACCAAGGCGCUGACGAUGGAGGAGAUUGCAAAGUCCAAAAAGGACGGGCGGUUCUACGAUGCGCAGGGGGAGCAUAUCGACGUCAUCUUCAAGCUCUACCCGUGGGAGUACAUGGUCGACCAGCAGUUUGGCGAGGCGUGUUUCGAGGACAUGGAGAACAUUGGCAAGCGCGACGAGGAAGGGAACUACAUCGGAGGAACAGUCUGGAUCGAGCCGCCAUACAAGCUCCUCUGGAGCAACAAGGCUGUCUUUGCCGUUCUCUGGGACAUGUUCAAGGACGACCCCCGGGGCAAGUGGCUUCUCCCCACGUACUUUGACAACGAGGCGCCGGCGUCCAUGACGAGUUUUGCGCGCAAGCCCAUCUUUGCGCGCGAGGGCGCCGACGUGGUUCUCAAGAAGGACGGCGAGAUUCUCCAGGACGCGUCGACGGGAGACUACGGCGCGGAAGGGUACAUUGUGCAGGAGCUUGCUGUGCUGCCCGAGUUCAAGGACGCCAAGGGCAGCUCGUGGUAUCCCGUGCUGGGUAUGUGGUUCGUCGACGGCGAUCCGGUGGGCAUGGGAAUCCGGGAGGAUGGCACGCCCAUCACCACCAACGCGUCCGUGUUCAUCCCGCAUUCAAUUGAGGAUGGACCCGUCAACUACAUGAGGCAGAAGAUUCCCGACCAGGAGGAGAUUGAGAACCUGUUGCGGGUCGAGCCGUUCUUUGAUUCAUUUGAUAAGGAAGAGAAUGAGAUGAUGAGCUAUAUCAAGAAGAUUGUAAUUUCUUAG
Molecule: messenger RNA, 1419 nt
Organism: Colletotrichum paranaense
Lineage: Eukaryota; Fungi; Ascomycota; Sordariomycetes; Glomerellales; Glomerellaceae
Product: glutathionylspermidine synthase
Exons: 1
Coding region: 1-1419 (472 amino acids)
Source: RefSeq, a predicted model, not a curated record